AUAAUGUCUCGUAUAUUAGGACGGACACAAACUAAAACUAACGAUUACAUUAACAAUACCUCAUCCUCGUUCUAUCCAGAAAGAAAACACACACCCUCAUCUCUCUCUCUCUCUGCUGUAGUAGCUCUCCCUCUCUCUCUCACACGACAUCUCUCAAUGUCUCUGCCAUUACCGAGCCACAUGAAAUCUGUAUUUCUUGGUAUGAAAGUUGAAAUCAGUACGAGUGUUCCUGUAACUCGCAUUGGUUUCUGGAGGAAGAGUGUGGACUGUAAAGAAUCAAGAAUAGGAAAGCAGCCUAUUACAGUCCCAGCUAAUGUUGCAAUUGCAAUGGAAGGCCAGGAUCUCAAAGUGAAGGGUCCUCUUGGUGAACUUUCAAUCACUUAUCCUCGAGAAGUAUUAGUUGAGAAGCAAGAAUCUGGAUUUUUAAGGGUCAGAAAAGCAGUGGAAACAAGAAGAGCCAAUCAAAUGCAUGGACUUUUUAGGACCCUUACGGACAACAUGGUAGUUGGUGUUUCAAAGGGAUUUGAGAAGAAGCUUCAGUUAGUUGGUGUUGGAUAUCGUGCAACGGUUGAAGGGAAGGAUCUUAUAUUGAGUCUAGGAUUUUCUCACCCUGUUAGGAUGGCAAUCCCAGAUGAACUGCAAGUAAAGGUUGAAGAAAACACCAAAGUAACUGUAAGUGGACGUGAUAAGUCUGUUGUUGGGCAGUUUGCUGCAACAAUUAGGAGCUGGAGACCCCCAGAACCAUACAAGGGUAAGGGUGUAAGAUAUGUUGAUGAAGUUGUCCGUAGGAAAGAAGGUAAAGCUGGAAAGAAGAAAUGAGAUGAUACAGUUUUUUGUUCCUGGUCUUAUGCGUUGUUUUGCCAGCGUGAAAUUGAUAUUGUACUGCCAGUAAAAUUGAUAUUGUACUCAUCUGACAAAGAAAGGAAUUCAAUGGCUAUUUGCGUUUAGUUGCUGCA
Spinacia oleracea (spinach) is the source of this 956-nucleotide messenger RNA. RefSeq names its product 50S ribosomal protein L6, chloroplastic-like. Gene Ontology annotation, cellular component: ribosome. The record is from RefSeq and is a predicted model, not a curated record. Gene Ontology annotation, molecular function: rRNA binding; structural constituent of ribosome. The transcript has 3 exons. The coding region runs from base 4 to 819 and encodes 271 amino acids. Lineage: Eukaryota; Viridiplantae; Streptophyta; Magnoliopsida; Caryophyllales; Amaranthaceae. Gene Ontology annotation, biological process: translation.